CAGUCAUGUAUUUUCAACAAGACCGUACACUUUCGCUCUCUAAAAAUAUCUCUCUGCAACUCUUUAGUAAGCGUCUGACUCUGUGAGCACGGACAAAAUAUUUGGUCCGGUUCGUCCUGUCCCUCCCUCCGGUUUGUAGCAGUACAUGUAUUUGUAACCAACAAUUAAAGAUGCAUUGUAUAUGUAUUUGACCUAUAAAGAAGCCUUUUCUGUGCCAAGUUUGUUCAAUCCAAGGAAGUUACUGCUUCAGGAUUGGAAGUUAUUGUUGAAUAUUAACUAUGCCUACAUGGUGGGGGAAAUCUUCCAAAGACGUGAAGAAGAAAUCAAAUGUAGAAAGUUUCAUUGAUUCAUUGAGCAGGAAAUGCAUUAGAUCUGGGGGUCCUCGUAGACAAAGCAGUAAUACUACCUCACAGAAGGUAUUGGGAGCAGAUUCACAGUCUCCAUCCCCGUCGCAACAAGUAUCACGUUGUCAGAGCUUUGGUGAAAGGCCCCAGGCGCAACCACUUCCCCUUCCGGGGAGCCAUUUCACUAACAUCUAUCGUACUGAUUCUGGGGACAGGGCAUUAAAUGGACCAUCAGCUGAUAGAGUUUCCAAAUCCACAGUCUUACAUCCCCUUCCCAAACCUGGGCAUGGAAAAAUUGGAAAACGUGCUGAAGUUGGCGAAAAGGACCUGGCAACUGCUUCUAGUUGUAGUGACAGUUCCAGUGAUACUGAUGAUCCAUCUGAGUCACGCCUCCUAAGCCCUGAAGCUUCAGAUUAUGAGAGUGUGAUUAAAUCUGAUGCAGCUAGUCCUUCUGGAUUGAAGCAAAAGGAUCAAUUCCCCUUUGCCAAAAAAAAGAGUUCAAAAGAGAUGUCGCCACCAGCUGAUAAUUUGCUGCAUUGUCAAACUAGCCCUGCAUCACCUAAGAAGAGGCAUGUAGAUGCUAAAGUUGCCCGUUUACAAGUUCCUAAUCUAAGUGUACCAAACAGCUCAAUGUCGAGUCCUUCUAGAAGUCCAAUUAGGGGAUUUUGUCACGAGCCUCUCAUGAAUGGUGGUGUCUGGCUAGGAAAGCCAUAUGCAGAUUUGUCUUUGCUAGGAUCUGGGCAUGGCUCAAGUCCGAGUUCUGUUCACAAUUCAGGGCACAGCUCUUUUGUAGGAGAUGGAACAUGCCAGCUCUUUUGGCCAAACAGCAGGUGCAGCCCUGAAUGUUCACCAUUACCUAGCCCAAGAAUGACGAGCCCUGGUCCCAGCUCAAGAAUACACAGUGGUCCAGUGACGCCUCUGCAUCCUUGUGCUGGGGGGGCAUCAGCUGAGUCACCUACAGCAUGGCUUGAAGAUGGAAGGCAGCAGAGCCAUCGGCUUCCUCUUCCUCCAAUAACAAGUUCUAAUGCUUCCUCAGUCACUCCAUCGUAUUCAGCAGGAACUUCUCCAAGGAUUAUGCGCAGUCCUUGUAGGACUGAAAAUCCUCCAAGCCCAGGUUCACGAUGGAAGAAAGGACGGCUACUUGGUAGAGGAACGUUUGGACAUGUUUAUCUGGGUUUUAAUAGUGAAAGUGGUGAGAUGUGUGCAAUGAAGGAGGUCACGUUGUUCUCUGAUGAUGCUAAGUCAAGGGAAUCUGCUCAGCAACUUGGACAGGAAAUUGCACUCUUAAGUCGCCUCCACCAUCCAAACAUUGUGCAAUAUUAUGGAUCUGAGACAGUAGAUGACAAACUCUAUAUAUACCUUGAGUUUGUGUCCGGUGGUUCUAUCUACAAAAUUCUCCAAGAGUAUGGGCAGUUGGGUGAAGCAGCAAUCAGAAGUUAUACCCAACAGAUAUUAUCGGGGCUGGCUUAUUUGCAUGGCAAAAACACAAUUCAUAGGGACAUAAAAGGAGCAAAUAUUCUUGUCGACCCUAAUGGGCGGGUAAAAUUGGCAGAUUUUGGGAUGGCGAAACAUAUAACUGGGCAAUCCUGUCCAUUGUCGUUUAAGGGAAGCCCAUACUGGAUGGCACCUGAGGUCAUAAAGAAUACUAGUGGUUCUAACCUAGCGGUGGAUAUAUGGAGCCUUGGAUGCACAGUUCUGGAAAUGGCUACAACAAAACCACCUUGGAGUCAUUACGAAGGGGUUGCAGCUAUGUUUAAGAUUGGAAAUAGCAAGGAACUUCCAGAAAUCCCCAAUCACCUCUCAGAAGAUGGGAGGAGUUUUGUGAAACAGUGUUUGCAGCGUAAUCCAUCUCAUCGUCCUACAGCAGCUCAACUCCUGGAGCAUCCUUUUGUUAAAAAUUCUGUUUCUCUGGAGAGACCUGUUCUGACUGCUGAUCCUAUGGAGUCAAUACCUGCACUCACACAUGAAGUCAGAGCACUGGGCUUUGGACAUUCCAGAACACCACCUUGUUUGGACUCCUCGGGAGCUGCUGGUCAUUCUAAAACCCGAAAAAGUGUUCCUGGAUUUAGCAGAGAUGCGUAUAUGGCUAGAAACAACCCAUGUGCUGUACCUCCAGUUGCAAGUCCUCGUUCGUGUUCACGAUCUCCACAGCACAUUAAUGGAAGAUUAUCACCAUCUCCAAUAUCAAGCCCUCGUGCUGCAUCUGGUGCUUCGACUCCUCCAGGUGGAGGCAACCUCGGUGCAAUUCAACAAUUCCAUUUGAACAAUUUGCAUGAAGGCGGUGGUAUGUUAGCAAUGCCCCUGAAUGCCUUUCCUGCACGUGGAAAUGGCUCUCAGGAGCAUAAACCUGAUAUAUUUCGAGGACUUAUUCAAGCUCAUUUGUCCCUGGAAUCCGUUCCACGGGAUAAUGGCAACCGUAGAAACAAGGUUGAACGCCCUGUUUUGCAUGGUUCAAAAGAAGAAUUAUAUGACUCACAUCUAGUUUUAGCUGAUCGGGUGUCACAGAAGCUAUUGAGGAAUCCAGUGAGAUUAAAUCAAGGUUCGGAACCAAAGCCGAGUUCUUGUCUUCCUAGUCACAAAGUUAGAGGUUAAUGAGGCCAAGAGUGCUGCUAACCAAACAAUGUUGUUAGUAUAUAUUUUCUCUUUCUUAAAAAGGAGGGAAAGCCCAGCAAAGUUUCUGAAGAUGUAAGAAGCCACAGAAGCUGGAAGCUGGCUGGUGUAGAGAACUGUAUAUUUAGUAGAUGUGGUAGAGAGAAAUAUGGAAUUAUUUUAGAUUUGGCAUUUUGAAUAUUAUCCCUACCCUCUGCUACUACAGUAAGUGUUUUGUCAGUCUCUACAAUUUUGUACAAAAUUUUGAUGAGGGAUGCAUGUUAGGAAAUUAACAGGCUAUGUUAAAUACUCCAGUUUAGAAUUCAAAUCCAAUAUUCUUGCUUCA
Molecule: messenger RNA, 3279 nt
Organism: Salvia hispanica
Lineage: Eukaryota; Viridiplantae; Streptophyta; Magnoliopsida; Lamiales; Lamiaceae
Product: mitogen-activated protein kinase kinase kinase YODA
Biological process (GO): MAPK cascade; protein phosphorylation
Cellular component (GO): cytoplasm
Molecular function (GO): MAP kinase kinase kinase activity; ATP binding
Source: RefSeq, a predicted model, not a curated record